Messenger RNA from Ostertagia ostertagi, 411 nucleotides. NCBI's taxonomy places the organism in Eukaryota, Metazoa, Nematoda, Chromadorea, Rhabditida, Trichostrongylidae. The record is from the annotation of a GenBank genome assembly.
AUGAUGUUAAUGGAAUUGGAGCAGGUGGACGGAAAACUUCGCUUAUUCGACAUUCGGGUCGGUAGUGGAGCAACAAUUUGUGCGGAAAUCGAACGCUAUGAAACACUUGGUUUGGCACCGUACACGCAGCCAUGGCAGGACAUGACCACUCUCUCUACGUUCGAACGACUAGUAACGCCAUUUGGAAGGCUGGCCUAUACUGGGCGAAUUCUAAGCAUCAAUGUCCAUACGAAAGAGGUCGAGUACAUGCGUCCAGAAGGUUGUCCGUUUGCAGUGCAGGAAGGGCGUGAACUCAGUGCCAUCAUAAGUGCACCACGUCUGAUGAAGCAGAUUUAUCGGAAUGGUCGCCUUUGGAUCGUUACCGAAAAAAUAGCACACAUGGGGGGAAAGCCGUCAGCCUCUGGACGAUAA